ACACUGAACGGCUCUACUCAAUGGUGUUUCAAGAAAUAUGUGACCGCUAUGGGAAGAAGUACUCCUGGGACGUGAAGUCCCUGGUUAUGGGCAAAAAGGCCUUGGACGCGGCAGAGGUUGUAAUCCAGGUCUUGCAGCUCCCGAUGUCCAAAGAGGAGCUGGUGGAGGAGAGCCAGCUGAAGUUGAGACAAGUGUUCUCCACGGCCUCGCUGCUGCCAG
Messenger RNA from Orycteropus afer afer, 219 nucleotides. Lineage: Eukaryota; Metazoa; Chordata; Mammalia; Tubulidentata; Orycteropodidae. The record is from RefSeq and is a predicted model, not a curated record.